AUGCAGCGCUGCAAGAAUGGACAGCCGGAUGACAUCGAAGUACCGCGAGAGCGAGACGAAAUUAGACUUCGUAUGAUUUCUCUAAUCGGUCACGCGCUGGAUCGCCUUGAAGCUGUUGGAUACUACCCCAUAUUACUUUUGGGGAGUAAAAAAAAAUCAACAUUUACUGCAGAUGUAAUCAGCAGCAUUGGGCUGAAUCUUCACGAGGAGCUUCUGGGAAAGCUGAAGGAGGUCUUUGGGUCAAUCCUGAAGUUACACUCUCGAAAUCUGGAGAAGGAGAAGGCAGCUGAAGUUGAAGACAGUAUCCCUGCUAGGGAGUCAGCUGGUCAGGAAGAGGAUAUGAUGGAGCAAGGUCCUUUAGAAUCUGACACUGUGGUGCUCACCCUUACCCCAUGUGUGGAGGAAAAUGAGUCUGACACUGUGGUGCUCACCCUUAACCCAUGUGUGGAGGAAAAUGAAUCUGACACUGUGGUGCUCACCCUUAACCCAUGUGUGGAGGAAAAUCAAACUGUGUGUGAGGAUUCUGCUGGACCAGAUGCUGCAGUGACAGAAUCCACAAUGGAUGUUGCUGAAUGUGAAGACAUGGCACAAACAACAUUCAGUGGUGAUUUGGUUCAGCAUGCAGAGCACGUCAAGGACACCAAAAACACAGAAGUUGUCCCAAAAAAGAAAGGGAGAAAAAGUUGUCAAAAGACACAUAAGUCUGCCAUGCGAGGAAUGUGCAGAGCGGACAUCGUCCGGAAACUUUCUUUAUUCAAAGAUCCUAAAAAAAGAGGGGAUCUGCUGGAUCGCCUUGAAGCUGUUGGAUACUACCCCAUAUUACUUUUGGGGAGUAAAAAAAAAUCAACAUUUACUGCAGAUGUAAUCAGCAGCAUUGGGCUGAAUCUUCACGAGGAGCUUCUGGGAAAGCUGAAGGAGGUCUUUGGGUCAAUCCUGAAGUUACACUCUCGAAAUCUGGAGAAGGAGAAGGCAGCUGAAGUUGAAGACAGUAUCCCUGCUAGGGAGUCAGCUGGUCAGGAAGAGGAUAUGAUGGAGCAAGGUCCUUUAGAAUCUGACACUGUGGUGCUCACCCUUACCCCAUGUGUGGAGGAAAAUGAGUCUGACACUGUGGUGCUCACCCUUAACCCAUGUGUGGAGGAAAAUGAAUCUGACACUGUGGUGCUCACCCUUAACCCAUGUGUGGAGGAAAAUCAAACUGUGUGUGAGGAUUCUGCUGGACCAGAUGCUGCAGUGACAGAAUCCACAAUGGAUGUUGCUGAAUGUGAAGACAUGGCACAAACAACAUUCAGUGGUGAUUUGGUUCAGCAUGCAGAGCACGUCAAGGACACCAAAAACACAGAAGUUGUCCCAAAAAAGAAAGGGAGAAAAAGUUGUCAAAAGACACAUAAGUAUUUGGAACGUCUUGGCCCUUUGCUGUGCUUUUCUUGCAAAAAAAGCGAGACAGAGAUCAGAGAUCAAGUGAUCAAAUAA
Paramisgurnus dabryanus is the source of this 1470-nucleotide messenger RNA. RefSeq lists its product as uncharacterized. Lineage: Eukaryota; Metazoa; Chordata; Actinopteri; Cypriniformes; Cobitidae. The record is from RefSeq and is a predicted model, not a curated record.